This is a messenger RNA of Prunus persica (peach), 2161 nucleotides long. RefSeq names its product E2F transcription factor-like E2FE. NCBI's taxonomy places the organism in Eukaryota, Viridiplantae, Streptophyta, Magnoliopsida, Rosales, Rosaceae. The transcript is spliced from 11 exons. Gene Ontology annotation, cellular component: RNA polymerase II transcription regulator complex. The coding region runs from base 663 to 1742 and encodes 359 amino acids. Gene Ontology annotation, biological process: regulation of transcription by RNA polymerase II. The record is from RefSeq and is a predicted model, not a curated record. Gene Ontology annotation, molecular function: DNA-binding transcription factor activity, RNA polymerase II-specific; RNA polymerase II cis-regulatory region sequence-specific DNA binding.
UGUCUCCAUCGAUGGAAGAUAUUCCAAGUUCAAAUUCCGUUGACGACGGUUCACAAAAAGAUAGUUGCGAAAUACAACUUGAAUAACGUUUUAAACAUAAAUAAUUAUUAGCAUUCUCGCAAUGUUGUUGCCAUUCCCAUGUAAUCCACCUACUCACUAUUUUUUCUCGCUCCCAUCAAAUAUCACACACAAAGAAUGUUAAUAUACUAACCACAUCCCUCAUUAUUCCCAAAUUAACCACAUCCCUUCAUUUAUCACUAAAUAGCAUGAUUGACGAAAGAAAAAAAUAAAAAAUAAAACGGGAGGCAAAAACCGGUUAAUUUGGCUCCAUACCCGAAAGCGUGAGAUUCCAUUUUCCCGCUCAUUCAAAUAUUUGAAAAGAACCGGCCCCAAAUCCACCUCCUCCCUUUAAAUAAAUAUCUUUUCCGCAGGUACGUACGCUCUCCGCUGCGCGCUUGCUGCUGCCGCCUUCAGAUCCCAAAACCCCCAAACGCUCGUUUAAGUUUUGAAAUUUGUAACCCCGCCAUUUACUCAAAACCCUCCCCCUUUUUCCCCCCUUCUUUCUUAACGGUCUUCUCUUUCUCUCUCCUCUCUCUAUUUCUCUAGUCUUCUUCAGUCUUUGGUCUUCAUCACCUUCCCUUUCCCUCCAUAUUCUCUCUACCAUGGCGGCUCCUGCUGCCCCCCCGUCUGGGCCUUCCACCAGGAAACACGGCUAUAGCCGUAAGCAGAAGUCUCUCGGCCUCUUGUGCUCCAACUUCCUCGGCUUGUACAAUCGCGACGGCGUUACAUCCAUUGGCCUCGACGACGCCGCUUCACGAUUAGGUGUUGAGAGGCGACGGAUCUAUGACAUCGUCAAUGUCUUGGAGAGCGUUGGGGUUCUUGCACGGAAGGCAAAGAACCAAUAUUCUUGGAAAGGAUUUGGGGCAAUCCCUAACGCGUUACAAGAGCUCAGGGAAGAGGGUCUAAGAGAGAAUUGCAUUAACUUUGCUGGCAACGACGAUGCAAAGGUUUCAGAUGAUGAGGAUGAUGAAGAGAGAUGUGGGAGUCAGCUGAACGACAAGUCCAACCCUACUGUCAAUCCUCAACCUCCAGCAGACCAAAAACCAGAUAAUAGAAGGGAAAAGUCUCUGGCGCUUCUUACGCAGAAUUUCGUGAAGCUCUUUGUCUGCUCCGCUGAAGAAAUGAUCUCCCUUGAUGAUGUUGCCAAGUUAUUGCUUGGGGAUGCACAGAGUGCAUCAGCAAUGAGAACAGCUAAAGUAAGGCGGAUUUAUGAUAUUGCAAAUGUUUUGUCCUCCAUGAAUCUCAUUGAGAAGACCCACACACCAGAUACAAGGAAACCUGCAUUUAAGUGGUUGGGAUUGAGAGGUAAAGAGGAGAAUUUGGUUCCAAACGAGUCUAGAAAAAGAGCAUUUGGUACAGAUAUCACAAACGUCAUUUCUAAGAGGGGCAAGCUGGAAUCUUCUAUUGGUGGGGAGUUGGAUGCACAAAAACAAAGGCAACAUGAUUUGGAGGACUCAAAAGAUGGUUCAAAGAGCUAUCAGUUUGGUCCUUUUGCUCCUGUCACUAUUGCCAAACCCGGGAACAGCAACAUGAGGAGGGUUCAUGACUGGGAGAAGUUGACCUCUACAUAUCGUCCUCAGUAUCAAAACCAAGCUUUGAAGGAUCUGUUUUCUCAUUAUAUGGAAGCAUGGAAGUCAUGGUACUCUGAAGUUGCUGGGAAGAAUCCAAUCCGAAUUUCUUGAUGCUUAUCCAUUUUGACAUGCCCGCUUCUCCGUUUUGACAUGCUCCAAUUGAUUCAAGGAAACCACUUCAAUUCAACUCUCGUUGUUGACCUGCCAAAGAGGAGAUGGCCCCUUGUUGGAUGCAUUUCUCUGUGCACCAUGUUAGAAUGGCAAUCCUCAGAACUACCACACUUAACCGUCUUAGUUUGACAGUCUCACAGAUUUUUUUGUUUUUGUUGAUUUUUUUUUGAAUUGAUGGCUGGUCAGAGAUGUGCAUGACUGCUCAUGUAUGUUGUAGCACAUAUGUUUAGGGUGGGUGGUGUAAAUUCAGGUUGGAAUUUCGAAGUUGGGCCAGUUAUACAUGACAGGUUCUCAUGAGCUCAUCCUUUUGAGUAAAUCGUAUUAGCAAAUUUCUGAAGCUUGCUUGGGUUGCGGCUGCC